This is a messenger RNA of Penicillium taxi, 1710 nucleotides long. RefSeq lists its product as uncharacterized. The coding region runs from base 1 to 1710 and encodes 569 amino acids. The record is from RefSeq and is a predicted model, not a curated record. NCBI's taxonomy places the organism in Eukaryota, Fungi, Ascomycota, Eurotiomycetes, Eurotiales, Aspergillaceae. The transcript is spliced from 11 exons. Gene Ontology annotation, biological process: transmembrane transport. Gene Ontology annotation, molecular function: transmembrane transporter activity.
AUGGCCGUGGACAGCGAAAAGGACCAGAGUCAAUCCCCAGUCACUACACACUUGACGCCGGAAUCCCUUUCUGGCGCUGAGGAGCCCAUAGAGCCUCCUGUUGUGACGUUGAAGACAUGGAUUGUGUCUAUGGUAUUAUCCUGUGGUUAUGGUCUCUCUUUUUGGCCUGUACCCGUCGUAUCCUCUAUUGGAACCAAUAUUUCGGCAGAUAUGGGAAACGCAGACGGCUAUGUUUGGUUUGUUCCAGCAUGGACAAUUUCGAUUACCUGUGCUUUUCUCUUAUUUGGUCCAAACACUGAUCUUCUUGGGAGACGUUGGUUCCUUGUGCUAGGUAACUUGAUUUGCUUCGUGGGUCACAUUAUCGUUGCUUCAUCAACAUCCACCAGUCAGGUGAUUGCAGGCUUAGCAGUUUCGGGCUUCGGGGGAGCUAAUUGUCAGAUGGCUGCAUUCGCUCUCCCUGAGCUUCUUCCUAACAAAUGGCGACAUAUCGGCGUUGUUAUUGCAGACUCAACUGUCUAUAUUGCGGUCAUUGUCGCUCCAGUUACAGCCCGUUUCGGAUACCAAAUGCAGAAUUGGCAAUGGAACUUCUGGGGAGUGGCUAUCUUUCAGGGACUUUCUUGCAUUGCUCUUUUCUUUCUCUACCACCCACCAAAGCACCCCCUCGGUAUCUCGUACUCGGAAGCGUUCAAAUCCAUGGACUACAUUGGAGGAUUUCUCUUCGUUGGUGGCGCUGUUCCAUUUCUCAUGGGAAUUGUGUGGGCUGGCGUGUAUCCCUCUCAUGAUGCUCACGUCGUGGCACCCCUGGUGGUUGGUGCAUUUGUCAUGAUCUGUUUCGCUCUAUGGGAAACCUUCGGAAACCUCAAAUACCCCCUGACUCCGACGGCCAUUUUUACCAGCUCUUGGGGACGAGACUUCACAGCUCCAGCGAUUGCUGUGGGAGUUGUGAAUAUGUUUUACUAUUCCUCUAGCAUCUUGUGGCCUCAAAUGAUCACUGUCUUUUACACCAAUAAUGGUGCCGAUUGGAAAUAUGCUGUUGUGCUAUCUUUGCCUCAAGGUUUUGCCAUCCUGUUCGGUGCUAUUCUUCUCACGGUCUUUGGUAGUCGCAUCCGUCACUGGCAUUGGCAAUUGACUGGUUCGGUUUUUGUGAUGGUCCUUUUCGGAUCCCUUCUCGGACUUGUCACUCCCAACAACAUGGGAACUAUGAUUGCAUUUAUCUUUCUUUCUCAAGCCGGCUUUGGUUGGGGGUUAUAUUUAAGUAUUGCUCUGACUCAAAUGGGUGUUGAUCAGCAAAACCUUGGCAAGAGUGGAGGUAUCUCAGGUUGUAUCCGAUUUGCGGCUGGUGCAGUCGCCACUUCAAUCUACCAGACUAUCUACAAUAACAGUCUCACCAAGUACAUGACAGAGUACAUUCCUCCGGCAGUCACUGCUGCGGGUCUGCCCGAGUCUAAGAUUGAAGGUAUCAUGACAGCAGUUACCAGCGGUGCCUCCGCUCUGAAAUCCUACAGCCCUGCAGUUGCUGCAGCUGCAGAGGCUGCACUGAAUGAUGCUUAUUGCAAAACUAUCUUUGUCGUGGCUAUGGUAUCAAUGGCCUUUGGCAUAGUUGGACUGAUAGCUUGCCUAUGCUGCAAGGAUGUUGACUCGAAAAUGACGAACAAGAUUGAAGUUUAUCUUGAGAAUACUAAACUCGCGGAACGAAACACUUUCCACUAG